Messenger RNA from Prunus armeniaca (apricot), 1251 nucleotides. Lineage: Eukaryota; Viridiplantae; Streptophyta; Magnoliopsida; Rosales; Rosaceae. The record is from the annotation of a GenBank genome assembly.
AUGGCGAAUGAGGAUGUGGUUUCAUGGAAUGCAAUACUAGCAGGUUACUCUCAAGAGGGAAAUCAUGGGCUUGAGGCGAUUUUUGUCUUUAUAGAGAUGGUGGAAGAAGGGAUGGGUUUAGAUCAUGUCUCAUUUACUAGUGCAGUUUCAGCUUGUGGUCAUGAAAUGAAUUUAGAACUUGGGAAACAGAUACAUGGCUUGACAAUUAAAUCAGGAUAUGGAAGUCAUGUUUCAGUUUGUAAUGUAUUGAUCUCGACAUAUUCAAAGUGUGAGGUUACUGAAGAUGCAAAAUUAGUCUUUCAGUGCAUGAAUGAUCGCAACAUAGUGUCUUGGACAACUAUGAUUUCAAUAGACGAAGAAGAUGCCAUCUCUCUAUUUAAUGAGGUGAGAUUGGAUGGAGUAUAUCCAAAUGAUGUUACAUUUGUUGGAAUAAUCCAUGCUAUAUCAAUUAGGAAGUUGGUGGAGGAAGGCGAAAUGAUUCAUGGGUUUUGCAUAAAGACUGGCUUUUUAUCAAAGCGUAAUGUUUGCAACAGCUUGGGGUAUGCUCAGAAAGGGCUGUGUCAAGAUGCACUAAAAACAUUCUUAUUAGUAGCAACUAUGGAGUCAAAGCCAAACAAUUACACAUUUGGUAGUGUUUUGAGUGCAAUUGGUGCUCUUCUUGAUAUGUAUGCAAAGCGAGGAAGCAUUUGUGAGUCCAAAAGAGUUUUCAGUGAGACGCCUCAUAAAAGCCAGUUUGCUUGGAUUGCAAUAAUAUCUGCAUAUGCUGGGCAUGGAGACUAUGACUCAGUGAUAGAAUUGUUCAAGGAGAUGGAGAGAGAAGGAGUAAGACCUGAUUCAGUCACAUUUCUUUCUAUACUAGCAGCAGGCUGCAGAAAUGGAAUGGUGGAGAUGGGCCGUCACCUCUUUCAUUCAAUGGUGAAGGACUAUCAUAUUGAACCAUCUCCUCAACAUUAUUCAAGUAUGGCGGACAUGUUGGGACGUGCAGGGAAAUUGGAGGAAGCAGAGGAAUUGAUGAGUCAGAUCCCGGGACAGCCAGGGUUUUCAUUGUUGCAUAGCCUGCUCGGGGCUUGCAGGAUCCAUGGGAAUGUGGAGAUGGCGGAGAGAGUAGCCAAUACAUUAAUGAGAUUGGAACCAACGGAAUCGGGAUCUUUUGUGUUGAUGUCCAACUUGUAUGCUGAGAAAGGGGACUGGGAAAUGGUAGCAAAAGUUGGGAAAUGGAAGAGAGAUGAAGGAGUGAGAAAGGAAUUGUGA